Maudiozyma barnettii is the source of this 1149-nucleotide messenger RNA. It is a transcript of the gene RML2, whose product is annotated as mitochondrial 54S ribosomal protein uL2m. NCBI's taxonomy places the organism in Eukaryota, Fungi, Ascomycota, Saccharomycetes, Saccharomycetales, Saccharomycetaceae. The transcript has a single exon. Bases 1 to 1149 code for a protein of 382 amino acids. Gene Ontology annotation, biological process: cytoplasmic translation. Gene Ontology annotation, cellular component: ribosome; large ribosomal subunit. Gene Ontology annotation, molecular function: transferase activity; structural constituent of ribosome; RNA binding. The record is from RefSeq and is a predicted model, not a curated record.
AUGCUGAUGUUGCGCAGAGGUUUGCAUAUGCCCAUGAGCAUGGGGAUAGCGUCAUCCAUCGCCAAACAUAAACACUUCUCCACUGGUUCGUUAUUAUGGAAUCAACUAUCAAAGAGUGAGGACGUAGGUGCUACUGUGAUCACUCCCAAAAUAUUGAAGAUUGUUCCUAAUACUACGGAUAUAGUGGAAUUGGAAAAACAAGAUAUGUUGAUUAGAAGACGGAGGAAAUUGGCUAAAGAAGUCACUGAAAUGAAGAAAUACAAACCUAUAUCACCCGGUGUGAGAUGGUACAGACACCCUGUGUACCCGUAUCUUUACAAAGGAAGACCUAUUAGAUAUUUGACUACGAUCAAGAAGAAUCAUGGUGGUCGUAAUAGUACCGGGAAAAUUACUGUGCGUCAUAGAGGUGGUGGCCAUAAACGUAGAUUAAGAUUAAUCGAUUUCACAAGAAUGGAGGCAGGGAAACAUUUAGUGAAAAGAAUCGAAUACGAUCCAAAUAGAACUGGCCAUAUUGCUCUAUUAGAAUCUCAGGAGACUCAGAAAUUAUCUUAUAUUAUUGCUUGUGAUGGACUUAGAGAAGGAGACACCGUGGAAUCAUAUCGUAAAGGGAUAUCCUCAGCUUUGUUAAACGAAAUGGGCGGGAAGAUCGACCCUGCUAUCUUAAGUGUGAAGACCGCUCAAAGAGGUAAUUGUUUACCAAUCUCAAUGAUUCCCAUUGGUACCGUAGUACAUAACGUCGGGAUUACACCUUUUGGACCUGCUAAGUUUUGUAGAUCUGCAGGGACUUAUGCUAGAAUCAUCUCCAAAUUGAAUGAAAAGAAAAGAGCUGUGGUACGUUUACAAAGUGGAGAACAUAGAUAUGUCUCUCUAGAAGCGUGCGCUACUAUUGGGAUAGUCUCUAAUAUCGAUCAUCAGAAUAGUUCUUUGGGUAAAGCUGGUAGAUCUAGAUGGUUAGGUAUUAGACCUACUGUCAGAGGUGUUGCUAUGAACAAAUCAGAUCAUCCUUUGGGUGGUGGUCGUGGUAAAUCCAAGUCCAAUAAAUUGUCUAUGUCACCUUGGGGUCAAUUAUCGAAAGGUUAUAAGACUAGAAGAGGUAAGAACCAAAAUAGAAUGAAGGUAAAGGACAGACCAAGAGGUAAACAAAAAUGA